AUAAGUUAAUUUAUGAAAAUAAGAUAGAGCAUAAAGUUUGAAAGUGAUAGCCUUAAGUUUGAAGAACAAAGAAAUUGUAAUCACAAGAUUGAUCUGUGAAUUGGAUUAAGAUGGAUGAAGAGUAUGAUGUGAUAGUCCUGGGAACUGGUCUCAAGGAAUGCAUCCUCAGCGGUCUUCUCUCCGGUGAUGGCCUCAAGGUUCUGCAUAUGGAUCGUAAUGACUAUUAUGGUGGUGAAUCCACUUCUCUUAAUCUUAUCCAGUUGUGGAAGAGAUUCAGAGGAGGCGAUAAUCCUCCGCCACACUUGGGCGCUAGUCGAGAUUAUAACGUCGACAUGAUCCCAAAGUAUAUUAUGGCGAAUGGUGCUCUCGUGCGAGUCCUCAUCCACACGGAUGUCACUAAAUAUUUGUCAUUCAAAGCUGUUGAUGGUAGCUAUGUGUACAACAAAGGAAAGAUUCACAAGGUGCCUGCAACUGAUAUGGAGGCGCUAAAAUCACCCCUAAUGGGUUUUUUUGAGAAGCGGCGAGCCAGGACAUUGUUCACUUAUGUGCAUAAUUAUAAUGAAAGUGAUCCUAAUACACAUCAAGGAAUGGAUUUGACACGAGUUACUACUAGGCAACUCUUUGCAAAGUAUGGUAUCGAUGAGAACACUGUGGAUUUUAUUGGCCAUGCAGUAGCUCUCCACAGAGAUGACUAUUAUUUGGACGAACCAGCACUGGAUACUGUGAAGAGGAUGCAGCUUUAUGCAGAGUCGUUUGCACGUUUUGGUGGUGGAUCGUCUUAUAUUUACCCUUUUUAUGGCCUUGCAGAGCUUCCCCAGGCAUUUGCUCGUCUCAGCGCUGUUUAUGGCGGGACCUACAUGUUGGAUAAACCUGAUUGCAAGGUGGAGUUUGAUGUGGAAGGCAAGGUGCAUGGUGUUACAUCACAAGGGGAAACAGCUAAGUGCAAGAAAGUUGUCUGUGAUCCUUCCUACCUUCCCAACAAGGUUAAGAAGGUUGGUAAAGUUGCAAGAGCCAUUGCUAUCAUGAGCCACCCAAUUCCUGAUACAAAUGAUUCUCACUCGGUGCAAAUUAUUCUACCUCAGAAGCAGUUGUGUCGCAAAUCAGACAUGUAUGUAUUCUGUUGCUCUUAUUCCCACAACAUCGCUCCAAAAGGGAAAUAUAUUGCAUUUGUCUCAACCGAAGCAGAAACUGAUCACCCGGAGACUGAACUGAAGCCAGGUACCGAUCUACUUGGGCAUGUAGAUGAGAUUUUCUUCGAGACAUACGACAGAUUCGAGCCAGUAAACGAGCCUUCUCUGGACAAUUGCUUCAUAUCAACUAGUUAUGAUGCUACAACUCACUUCGAGUCCACUGUCUCUGAUGUUCUGAAUAUGUAUACGUUGAUCACGGGAAAGGUUGUCGAUCUUGAUGUGGAUCUGAAUGCAGCCAGUGCAGCUGAAGAUUGAUAAAACUUCAUAAGCUAUAUUGUAAAAUAUUAACUUGAUAAAACUUCAUAAGCUAUCUUGUAAAACAUUCACUGCAGAAUGUAACAACAGAUGGGGUAUGUAAGAUAAUCGCUUAGGAGCUUUCAAGUAGUGGUUGGGCUAUGCUAAAAUGAAUGAAAUAUUAUUCAAACAUAUCAAAAGCAUUAGGUUAUGUAAAAGACAUAAUUGUAGAAAUAAAUCUCAUUCAAAAAUUAA
Molecule: messenger RNA, 1679 nt
Organism: Salvia splendens (bonfire salvia)
Lineage: Eukaryota; Viridiplantae; Streptophyta; Magnoliopsida; Lamiales; Lamiaceae
Product: guanosine nucleotide diphosphate dissociation inhibitor 2
Exons: 13
Coding region: 111-1445 (444 amino acids)
Biological process (GO): vesicle-mediated transport; small GTPase-mediated signal transduction; protein transport
Cellular component (GO): cytoplasm
Molecular function (GO): Rab GDP-dissociation inhibitor activity
Source: RefSeq, a predicted model, not a curated record